Messenger RNA from Alternaria incomplexa, 681 nucleotides. RefSeq lists its product as uncharacterized. The record is from RefSeq and is a predicted model, not a curated record. The transcript has 2 exons. Lineage: Eukaryota; Fungi; Ascomycota; Dothideomycetes; Pleosporales; Pleosporaceae. The coding region runs from base 1 to 681 and encodes 226 amino acids.
AUGGCGCAGCUUUCCUGUGAGCGACGUAGUGGGAAUAUCAUCAGAGUCGACGAUCACCUGGAGAUCGAAUUCCACCGGACAUCUAUCGAUCCCGACCGCGACCUGGCCGAUCUGCUUCCUGAAGACGGUAUAUUUCCUCUGCAUUUUCUGCAAAGGGAUAGUAAUGGACAGCAAUUUGAUGAGGCAAAAUGUAGGGGGCUUUAUCUACAUAUGAAGCAGAGUGAAGCCAUGUGGAUCAAGCUUGACGCAGACAGGCUGUACGUGAUCCGUAUCUACAUUGACAACGUGAACGUGGUAACAGGCCAAACCUCGCAAGUACAAGGCCAGCAAGAUUAUUUUAUUGUGCCGGAUCAGGCCUUCGUCAAUGGAUACAAGUCCAACAUCAAUGCGUUCACGAGACAGUUUCGCCGUCCACCGUAUGCACCGAAUUCUACACAGCAAGAUGCUCAGACCGUACGCUUCGAGGUAACCCCAUCCACGAACACUGGAAUACUGACAGGCAUCGGUAUGGGUGUUGAGGGUGAAGUACUUAACCGAACUGUAGUAACGUUACCCGGCAUGACUGUUAAGGAUUACACGAGGAAGUACGAGCUUCAAUUCGAAGAUGGUGUUGAUGUCUCGGCUAGACUUACCAGUAAAGGGGAACAGGUUGACGGUAUUAGGAGCGACCAUGUGGUGUAA